Tetrapisispora phaffii CBS 4417 is the source of this 744-nucleotide messenger RNA. RefSeq names its product She2p (gene SHE2). The coding region runs from base 1 to 744 and encodes 247 amino acids. Lineage: Eukaryota; Fungi; Ascomycota; Saccharomycetes; Saccharomycetales; Saccharomycetaceae. Gene Ontology annotation, molecular function: RNA binding. The record is from RefSeq and is a predicted model, not a curated record. The transcript has a single exon.
AUGACAGCUGCUAGUGACAAUGAACAAUAUGUUGAGUUAGAAUUGACACCUGAACUCCAUAGUAUCUUUAUGGAGAUUAAGGAUCUUUUCUCUGUGUAUAUUUCUAGUUAUGUUCAUGUGCUCAAUAAAUUUAUUGGCAUACUUCGUAAAAUUUCUACUUUAAGAUUUGAAAGAUCCACCCUGAUUAAAUAUGUUAAAAAGUUGAGGUUUUACAAUGAUAGACUUUCAAAUUUUGAGUUCUCAGAUCCUGCGAAUGCUGAGUGUAGUGUACCUGUUGAAUCAGUAGUUAGAGAAAUCAGUGCAUUUUAUUUGAAAGUUUUAGAAACUAUUGAUAUACUAAACUACUAUUUAACUAGAUCGUUACAAUCAGAAAUUGUUUCGAAAACAUUGAACUUUAAUCUAACAUUACCAGAUGACACUAUCAGUAGAAUUGAAGAAAGUUACAAUUGUUUUAUCAAAUUCGUCCAAUGGAUGAUGGAAUCCAUCUCUAUCAAUGAUGAAUUAUUACAAAUAGAAAUUAUCCAAUUCUCGUUAAAAUGUGCAAUCGAGGAUAAUGUUGAUUUGGAAGAAACCGACAAUAUUUUCUUAACAGAAGUUACUCCCGUUGAAGACAUAGAAGAAUACGAGACAUUGGCUCUACAAUGGUCCGAAGUAUUAUCUGGGUCUAUAUCUGCAUUGACUAACCAAUUUGAUCAAUCUGUUGUUGUGUGGAUCGAAAACUCUGAAAAGAAAGCCAACAAGUAG